AUGCUUUCUUCGGAGACAGGUCGGCCAUCCGGUGGAAUGCACGACACUCGCACGAACGGCACAGAGAUCGACCGACUACGGAACAAGAUUCAGAGGGCGAUCAUCGAGGACACUGGCCCAACGAGUGUUCAGCUGUGGGCAGGCGCGUUGAAGAUGCUAGUGUAUGGACGGACUGUUCUACUGGGAGGGCGGAACGAUCGCUCAGAUCAGCACACUUUUGCUUCCAAGCUCGUCGCUACUGCGUCAGCCGAGUCAGAACCAAUCUUCGCCAUCACGGAUGUUACGAACACGCCAACAUCAGCAACCGUCAUCGACUACACCGUACUGUCGCACGCCAACGGCACGGCACCCCAGCGCUCCGUCCUCAAGGCAGCCACCAACGGCACGAAGAAGUUGCUGCACAUGAUCCUGAACACUACCGACACCGACUAUCGGGAUAAUGGCUUAUGCGGCGGCCUUACCAUGUCACUCUGGCAACGAGUGCUAGCUCUAGCAGCUGGGGCUGAAGGUCUGAUGAACCAGGAUCAGCAGAGCAGUGUUCUCCGGUAUGCGCAGGAUAGGUCUACGCUGGUGAAGGAGCGCGCGGUGUUGGCGAAGCCGGACAGUGUGCAGAUAUGGAUGGUGCUGGAUAGCAUGAGUUGCUUGGCGUAUGAUAUCAGGCCUUGA
This is a messenger RNA of Coniosporium apollinis CBS 100218, 666 nucleotides long. RefSeq lists its product as uncharacterized. NCBI's taxonomy places the organism in Eukaryota, Fungi, Ascomycota, Dothideomycetes. The transcript is spliced from 2 exons. The record is from RefSeq and is a predicted model, not a curated record. Bases 1 to 666 code for a protein of 221 amino acids.